AUGCGCCGCUGGUCUGUCAGAAUAGUGUGGACACUCCCAGUAGAUAGAGCUCCGAAGCCAAAAGUCGGAAAAUUAUUCUGGGAUCACCCCCCACCAGACUACGGCAUCUUGCCGCCGCUUGAUGGUUCACUGCUGUUGCUGGACGUCAAGAACGAUCCUCAUCGACUUGCAGCCAAGAUGAUAGCCCCACUGCGUCAUGCAUUUGGACUUCGUUACCAUAUUGUGGGUGCAGAACAUCUCACAGUGGACCGUGCAGCUGUGAUUGUAGCAAAUCAUCAGAGCUCCCUGGAUAUCCUUGGGAUGCUCGUGUUCUGGGGCCUGAUGGAUAAGGUGGCAACUGUUGCCAAGAAGAUCUUGCUCCUGUGUGGACCAUUUGGGCUGGGAGCUUGGCUCUGUGGCACUGUGUUCAUUGAUCGUGCUCAGAGUGGCACUGCAAAAUCCACUGUCAACAAGGCAAUAGAUGAAGUGAAAGAGAAGCGAGUAAAAAUGUGGAUAUUUCCAGAAGGUACUAGAAACAACAAUGGAUCCAUGCUUCCAUUCAAGAAAGGUGCCUUUCAUUUGGCUGUACAGAACCAACUGCCUAUAAUUCCUGUUGUGUACUCAUCUUAUCUCAACUUUCUUGAUUCAAAGGCAAAGAAAUUUGGUCCUGGUGAUAUCACUAUAAGUGCCCUUCCUCCCAUCUCUGUGGAAGGGCUGAAGCCAUCUGAUGUUGGUGAACUCGCCGAACGAUGUUCCAUUUCCUCCAAAGCUUCCUUAGCCAUCUUCCCUGCUGAGUGUCUUGGAGCCACCAGACCUAGUCAAAAGCUCAGUGGCACCUCCCCGUGA
Molecule: messenger RNA, 825 nt
Organism: Darwinula stevensoni
Lineage: Eukaryota; Metazoa; Arthropoda; Ostracoda; Podocopida; Darwinulidae
Source: the annotation of a GenBank genome assembly